UCCACAUCUAUAUCCGAACCAAAUUCCCUCCUUCCUGCUUUGCCAACCUUCCCUCGUUUUCUGCUCUCUCUUUCUCCCGCUUUUUUUUAUUUUUCUAAACUCAACUUCCCGAGAAACACUUAACCAGAUCUCAAAACUCUCCCCCAAAUUUCCCAACCUUUUAUUUUUCUCUGUUCAUUAACCAAAAUUUUCCCUCCAAUUUUUUUUUUGUUUUUUUUUUAAUUUUUAUUUUCUUUCCCAAUUUCCUAUUUUCUCAAACCCUUUCGAUCCCUUUUCUUUCCCUCCAAGACUCGAUCUUCGGUUCGGGCCACUCCAUGUCCGGCUCGCGGGCUCCGAACCCCUCGGCUCAGCCGUCCGAGCAGAUCCGGCAGCCAUUAAAGCCUCAGCAGCUUCCCUUUUCGUCUAUGAAGCCGCCUUUUUCAGUUCCCGCGGAUUAUCACCGGUUCGGUCCUGACCCUCACCGACUCACUGAUCAUGAAGCUGAGGGCAUCGUUGUUAAGCCUCCGCUGAAGCGGAAAGGUGAUAUGGUUGAUUAUGAAGUUGAAUCUAGUGAUAGAGGAGGUUCUAGAUUUGCUGAAGUAGUUAAUAGUUCUCUUCAGACUCCUGUAUCAGUAAAAGCUGGAAAGGCUACUAAAACAUCAAGGCUUACCAAGUGCAGUAAAGCUAGACCUCAAACCCCUAUUUCAAAUGUUGGUUCUCCUUCUGGCCCUAAUCUUACCCCAGCUGGUCCAUGUCGUUAUGACAGUUCUCUAGGUCUCUUGACCAAGAAGUUCAUCAAUUUAAUCAAGCAUGCGGAAGACGGUAUCCUUGAUCUAAAUAAAGCUGCUGAUACUUUAGAGGUGCAAAAGAGACGAAUAUAUGACAUAACAAAUGUCCUUGAAGGAAUUGGUCUUAUAGAGAAGAAACUCAAAAAUAGAAUUCAGUGGAAGGGACUUGAUGUCUCAAGGCCUGGGGAUGCUGACGACAAUUAUGCUAGCUUACAGGUACAGAAAGCAGAAGUUGAAAAAUUAUCUAUUGAAGAGCGCGCAGUAGAUGAGCAAAUAAGAGAAAUGGAAGAAAGAUUAAGAGACCUGAGUGAAGAUGAAAAUAACCAGAAGUGGCUGUUUGUCACUGAAGAUGAUAUCAAGGGUUUACCCUGCUUCCAGAAUGAAACCUUAAUAGCAAUUAAGGCUCCACAUGGUACCACUCUUGAAGUUCCAGAUCCUGAUGAGGCUGCGGAUUAUCCCCAGAGGAGAUAUAGGGUAGUCCUAAGAAGCACAAUGGGCCCAAUAGAUGUUUACCUAGUUAGUCAAUUUGAAGAAAAGUUUGAGGAGAUUGAUGGGGUUCAGGUCCCUGCAAACUUUCCAUCAAGUUCUGGGGUUAAUGAGAACCCAGCAACAACAAUGGCUACGAUUGAUAGAGGCAAGGAGGACAUGAAAUUGCAGAGACAAUAUGAUCAUGAAAUUUGUGCUGAUCCUACUGCCCCACAGGAUUCUGUGAGUGGGAUCAUGAAGAUUGUUCCCUCAGAUGUUGAUAGUGAGGCGGACUACUGGCUCUUGACAGAUGCUGCUGAUGUUAGCAUCACAGACAUGUGGAACACAGAACCUAUAGCUUCAGUGGAAUGGAAUGACUUUGUGCUACCUGAAGACUAUCCCGCUGUUACUGUUGGCACGCCAAAGCCUCAGACGCCGCCUUCCAAUCCAACGGAAGUGCCGUCUACUGUGAAUCAUACAGGCAGCUGAAACUUGUGAAAGAAAAAUUGUGUUUGAUCCAUUCAGGAGAACCUAUGAUGUCCAACUAAGCCCCUUGUGCACACGCUUGUGACUUCUAGGGUUGGAUGGAAGGUCCCAUGUCUCUGGAAACUUGAGAACAGAAAGAAGAUACUAUGAUAGAGGCAGUUGACUCGUAUUGUACAGUUGAGUAAUAUACAUAAUCCAUGUACCUACUUGCAAAUAAGUUGUAAUUUGUUGUCAAAUCUGUGUAUAUUAUCAAUUAACCCAACUAACAUCUAGUAUGGAUGGAUCUGGUUAGUGAUCUUUUAACAAUCAACAAGAGGCGUUUAUCA
Messenger RNA from Humulus lupulus (European hop), 2044 nucleotides. Its product is annotated as transcription factor E2FB. Gene Ontology annotation, cellular component: RNA polymerase II transcription regulator complex. Gene Ontology annotation, biological process: regulation of transcription by RNA polymerase II. The coding region runs from base 315 to 1721 and encodes 468 amino acids. The transcript has 14 exons. Gene Ontology annotation, molecular function: protein dimerization activity; DNA-binding transcription factor activity, RNA polymerase II-specific; RNA polymerase II cis-regulatory region sequence-specific DNA binding. NCBI's taxonomy places the organism in Eukaryota, Viridiplantae, Streptophyta, Magnoliopsida, Rosales, Cannabaceae. The record is from RefSeq and is a predicted model, not a curated record.